This is a messenger RNA of Neltuma alba, 1241 nucleotides long. RefSeq names its product putative RING-H2 finger protein ATL21A. Bases 79 to 993 code for a protein of 304 amino acids. The transcript has 2 exons. Lineage: Eukaryota; Viridiplantae; Streptophyta; Magnoliopsida; Fabales; Fabaceae. The record is from RefSeq and is a predicted model, not a curated record.
AGAGACGAAUUAGCGAAUGGAAGCAACACUCGUUGUGGAUACCCUGGUUUUGAACUUUCCUGCAACAAAAGCAGAACGAUGCUUCAUCUCCCACACGCUGGAGACUUCCUGGUGGAUUUAAUCUCCUAUGAAGAACAAAAGCUUUGGAUCAGAGACCCCGAUGAUUGCCUCCCCAGACGAUUCAUGAACAAAGAAUUCAACUUCACAGAUUCCACCUUCCAACUCAGCGAUGAUUAUAGCCUUAUGGACUUCACCUUUUUCAACUGCUCCUCCAACGUCACCUGGCAGUACCGACUUCGACCCAUCCCUUGCUUAAGCUCUGACCUCAACCAGAACUAUUCGGUGGUCGCUGUUUGGUCAGAUCCUCCCUUUCCUACGCCAGGGGUCGAGUGGUGUGAGCCCAUUUCCUCUGUUACAGUUCCCUUUUCUAUCACCAAUACACUAUACUCGGUGGACCGGAACGCUCAUAUAGGUUUGCAAUGGAACACUCCAAGCUGUGGAGCCUGUGUGGCGAAGAAUGGACGGUGUGAGUUCUUGAAGAAUACAGGUCUUGAAGUCGCUUGCUAUUUACCACACCAAGGUGGUCUUUCAAAGUUUGCCAGCUAUGGAUUAGGCUUUGGAGUGGGAAUUCCUGGGUUGCUCAGUGUGAUCGGAAUCGUGUACAUGUGUAAAGGGAGGCGAAGAAGGAACGAAGAUGGAAGGCAAAGCAGAAAUAUUGAACUGAAUAAUGUCGCAGGGUGGUCGUCUAUAGUAGUUAUGGGGCUUGAUGGAGAAAGCAUAGACAAGUAUCCGAUGACCCGGAUUGGGGAUAGUGGACGAUUGCCCGACCCGAACAACAACGUUUGCUCUAUAUGCCUCAGUGAUUACCAACCCCAAGACAGUUUGAGGACAAUCCCAGAUUGCAAUCAUUACUUUCACGCCAAUUGUAUAGAUUCAUGGCUCCGCAUGAACGCUACUUGUCCCUUGUGUCGAAAAUUACCCCACCACUCGUAAUUAUAUUCCUCUUUGCCUCUCUUGUUCUUGGCAUUUCACAGUUGCUUAUGGUUCAUUUUUUGUGUUUAAUUUGUAGCUAGGAAAUUGGUUUUGGGCUUGUGGUAUUGAAUUGUAAAGUGAAAAGCAUAUAUCUGAUGCAGAAGGGUUCUGUAUCAGAAGCAAUUCAUCCACAUCACUACUGAACUGUUGAUUGUCAAUGCCCUAUAGUUGCAUCGUUAAUUUAUUAAUUAUGUCUUAUCAGGAAAUAA